This is a messenger RNA of Stegodyphus dumicola, 746 nucleotides long. RefSeq lists its product as uncharacterized. The record is from RefSeq and is a predicted model, not a curated record. NCBI's taxonomy places the organism in Eukaryota, Metazoa, Arthropoda, Arachnida, Araneae, Eresidae.
CUUUUCAAAGCUGACGGCAAAGAGCAAAGCUGAUACAGGUCUUUGGAAAAAUUGCAAUGUGCAGAAUAUCACUUGCGGUCAUUAUUUUUUGUUUUCUUGUCACAUUAGUAUCCUGCCACAUCAGGGAAAGAAGAAGUGGUAUUUCUGAUCAAAGACUGGCAGAAAUAGAAACUUUGCUGGCCAUGGAAAAUAGUCAGAGAGGACACAAUAAUGUUGCUUAUGGACUUAUCGAUCCCUUGAGCUUAGGCAAGAGGAAACGUAGCCACGACAAGGGCCUUUUUCCCAUGCAAUUGGAAGAAGAUUUCCCAGAUGAUAAUCUUCGUGAAUCGAGAUUGAAGCCGCCAUACUUCAGAGGCGAAUCUUUGAUGUAUCCUCGACGUCUUCCAGAAAGGAUAUACAACAGGUUUAAAGUCAAUGACUUGGAAAACAGAGAUUUGCAGGCUGAUGACAUUUCAACUAAAUAAGAAAAAAGCUUUGGCAAGGUCUACAGAAUCAGUUUUUCGCAGUUUACAAGUGUUACUUCUAUGUUUUAAAAAACUCUAUUCUAUUUAUAAAGAACCACUAUAUUUAUUAUAUUCCGUUUUCAAGGAACUUGCAUUCUUUUUCCUACAAUUGUCGAAAGCAUUGUGAUAUACUUCAAUGUAUGUAUUUAUCACCGAAACAGCUCAGAAAAUGUCAGCGCAACUUGUGUGUUAUUUUAUGUUUCUUUGUGCCUGUAUUAGAAUAAAAACUUUAUUUCAACUGUA